Molecule: messenger RNA, 1050 nt
Organism: Harpegnathos saltator (Jerdon's jumping ant)
Lineage: Eukaryota; Metazoa; Arthropoda; Insecta; Hymenoptera; Formicidae
Exons: 7
Coding region: 1-1050 (349 amino acids)
Biological process (GO): detection of chemical stimulus involved in sensory perception of smell; sensory perception of smell
Cellular component (GO): plasma membrane
Molecular function (GO): olfactory receptor activity; odorant binding
Source: RefSeq, a predicted model, not a curated record
AUGACCUAUAAUAAGAUACAAUAUUUUAAAUUGAAUCGGAUCUUGCUGUUCACACUUGGCUUAUGGCCUUAUCAGCAACCAAAAAAUGCUCGAGUUAAAGUAAUCUUAUAUCUUGGUAUUCUGGUGAGGAGUUUAUUCGAGUACAUGCGGCAUAUGUGUAACAAACUAAAAGACAAAAAUGAAAUUGCUAUCAUAGAAGGUUGUGGACGUAUAGUGAAACGUUAUACGAUUAUAUUUACAUUGGUCAGCAUAUUUUAUAUAUUUAUAUUAAUUGUUCAGUCAUUCUGGGUACAAAAUUUUGAUGUUCAUUUAGUCAUGAAUGAAUCUCGGUCACAUUCCACAGUGCAUUUUAUAAGGAACUAUCUUGACAAUCGAAUAAAAUGGUUAAAUUUACACCUGCUGUAUACGAUUUUAAUUAUUUGUAUAGAAUUAACCAUAACAAUUGCAACUGGUGGAGCUUUCAUAUUUUGUUUCCAGUAUAGCUGCGGAAUGUUUGAUAUCGCAAGCCAUCGUAUUAAUCAAGCGUUAAGUAUUAAACAGAAGACCCAAAACGAUACUAACCUAGAGAAUGAAAUCAAAAUUCACAUAGCUAUCAUUUACGCCGUGGACAUUCAUCGCAAAGCUAUCGACUACGCCACGUUUUUAAUAACCAGCUUUGAGGGAACAUUUUUCUUCAUGAUACUAUUUGGUGUGAUUAGCUUGAGUCUUAAUCUUUAUCGCGUUUAUCAGAUUGUAUUAUAUGGAUACGAAGACAAGGAAUUAUUAAUACAUUUAGGAUAUUUACAUGCCAUCGUUAUAUACAUGUUCGCAUCGAAUUAUAUAGGGCAACAAAUUACGGACCACUACAAUAAUAUAUUUAUUACCGCGUAUAAUAUUCGUUGGUAUAUGAAAUCUCUACCUAUACAAAGAUUGUUAGUGUUGCUGCUGCAGAGGGGAAACAAAACUUUCUUUUUGAAUAUCGGUGGAUUAUUUUCGGCAUCCUUAGAAUGUUUCGCUACGGUAAAUAAAUAUCAGACUAAAUCGCGCCGUAUUUAUGAUAGCAUAUUUUAA